Acanthosepion pharaonis is the source of this 777-nucleotide messenger RNA. NCBI's taxonomy places the organism in Eukaryota, Metazoa, Mollusca, Cephalopoda, Sepiida, Sepiidae. The record is from the annotation of a GenBank genome assembly.
AUGUCGAUAUUGGCCACCCCGGGGAGCCCUAAUAAACAGUUUAUUCUCGGAAAAACCUGCAAUAUAAAAAAAAGAUACUCUCUCUCUCUCUCUCUCUCUCUCUCUCUCUCUCUCUCUCUCUCUCUCUCUCUCUCACGCAUGCUAGCUUCUUCCCUGUUUCGUCUAAAACCUACCCAUAAUUAUUCUGGUACUGGUAUAUUAUUCCUCUACGUCUGUCUCUCUUUCUCUUCCCUCUCUCUCUCUCUCUCUCUCUCUCUCUCUCUCAAUCUUUUUUCUUUCUUUCCACCAUUUUUCCUCCUUCUCCGCCUCUCACUAUGCUAUCUAUCUAUCUCUCCGAUUCUGUUCAUAUCUAUCUAUCUAUCUAUCUAUCUAUCUAUCUAUCUAUCUAUCGCUUUCAGUAUGUUCAUAUCUAUCUAUCGUUUUCAAUGUGUUCAUAUCUAUCUAUCGUUUUCAAUGUGUUUUCAAUUUAUCUAUCGUUUUCAAUGUGUUCAUUAUCUAUCUAUCUGUCUAUCUAUCUAUCUAUCGUUUUCAAUGUGUUCAUUAUCUAUCUAUCUAUCUAUCGUUUUCAAUGUGUUCAUAUCUAUCUAUCGUUUUCAAUGUGUUUUCAAUUUAUCUAUCGUUUUGAAUGUGUUCAUUAUCUAUCUAUCUAUCUAUCUAUCUAUCUAUCUAUCUAUCGUUUUGAAUGUGUUCAUUAUCUAUCUAUCUAUCUAUCGUUUUCAAUGUGUUCAUAUCUACCAAUCUCUCUAUCUAUCUAUAGUUUUCAGUGUGUUCGUAUAG